Messenger RNA from Pieris rapae (cabbage white), 2757 nucleotides. RefSeq names its product TNF receptor-associated factor 4 (gene Traf4). Gene Ontology annotation, molecular function: protein binding; zinc ion binding. Bases 288 to 1571 code for a protein of 427 amino acids. The transcript is spliced from 8 exons. NCBI's taxonomy places the organism in Eukaryota, Metazoa, Arthropoda, Insecta, Lepidoptera, Pieridae. Gene Ontology annotation, biological process: protein K63-linked ubiquitination; tumor necrosis factor-mediated signaling pathway; regulation of apoptotic process. The record is from RefSeq and is a predicted model, not a curated record. Gene Ontology annotation, cellular component: plasma membrane signaling receptor complex.
CGUCGCUCGACCUACACGUGUAAGCGUUCGAUUCAAAUUGAUUUGAUAGUGUUUGUUUCUAUUAAAUUCAAAUUUCGAAUUAGAAUUUUUUUAUGAGAAAUUCUAUAUUUAAAUCACAGAGGCGAUCAAAUUGGAACUUUCCAACUAUCCUAACGAAAACGUUAAAAUCUUAUCGAAAUUUUAAGUGACUGUUAAUUUGAAAGUGGAAUUAUAAUAGGAAUUGUAACUGAGUGAGCUUCUAAUUGAAAAGCUUUUGGACUUUAGGUGAAGAAAAUUUCUGACCUGCAAUGACCCCAGUAGGACUUUUGUUCAAAGUGACCAGCGAGGGCCUUUUUACGAGUCCAGUGAAUGCAUCUCCUCUCGAUUACGCGAAGAUUUAUCCGGACCCGGAAUCGGAGAAGGCUAUAAUGGGUUCAGUGGUGUACUGCAUUCACCACAAAGAAGGAUGCCAAUGGUCUGACGAGCUUCGCAAGUUGAAGGCGCAUUUAAACACUUGCAAACACGACGCUAUACUCUGCGCAGCGCAAUGCGGUGCGAUGAUCCCGCGCGUGUUAAUGCAAGACCACCUGCGUUACACCUGCCCACGUCGCCGUGCCAAUUGUGAGCACUGUGCUAAGGAGUUCUCUGGCAGUGCGCUUGAGGAACACCAAGGAAACUGUGGUCACGAGCCAGUCUACUGCGAGAACAAAUGCGGCGCUAAAGUUCAGCGUCGUCAUACUCAACAGCACUUGCAGCAACAUUGCAGCAAGAGGCUUGUGCCUUGCCGACACUGCGCCCAGAGAUACACACAGGACACAGUGGGAGCCCAUGGAGCGUCGUGUGCGCGUGCGCCGGUUCCUUGCCCACAGCGUUGCGCCGCAGCUCCUGCCAGAGACGAGUUGGAUGCUCACCUUCGGGAUCACUGCGCCGCUGCGUCGCUGCCCUGUGCCUAUAGAGACGCCGGAUGUCGAUUCAAGGGCACUCGUCAAGCUCUUGACCGCCAUAUUGAAGAAAGCUGUCAGGCGCAUUUGGCCCUCGUAUGUGGAGUAGCUACCAGACAGGCGCGUCAAUUGGAAUCCCUGCGAUCUGCUCUUGCAAGAUUAGCCCUAAACCAGUCUGGGGCUCUUGUCUGGAGAAUAUCAGACUUCGCUGCUAAGAUGGCUGAAGCUAAAUGCAAGGAGGGCGUCGAACUUGUCUCUCCGGCUUUCUACACCAGCCAAUAUGGUUAUAAAUUGCAGGCGUCACUAUUUUUAAACGGCAACGGCGCCGGCGAGUCUACCCAUAUGUCAGUUUAUAUCAAGAUUUUGCCAGGCGAAUACGAUGCUUUGCUCCGCUGGCCGUUCGCCCAUACUGUCUCUUUCACACUCUUCGAUCAAAGCUCCACGCCAGACAGAGCCUGCAAUAUGGUCGAGAGUUUCGUCCCAGAUCCCACCUGGAAGAACUUCCAGCGCCCAUCAAAGGAACCAGAUGCACUAGGAUUCGGUUUUCCACGAUUCGUCUCACACGAAAUGCUCAAGAAGAGGAACUUUGUGAAAGAUGAUGUCCUAUUUUUACGGGUCAAAGUGGAUCCCAGCAAGAUUGUCGCCGUAUAAACCAAAAUAGUCACUGUUAUUUAGUAUUAGAUAUUUAAAAAAUUUAAAAGUCAUAGUUUUAGAUGUACAUACUUAAUAUAAGGUGUAAAUAGUUUUCCGUUUUCUGUAAGCUGUAAAUAUUAAUUAGGAGCGCAUUUGCAGCAUUGUUAUCCUUUCACUGAAGAUCUCUUGAAUUUCAUUGCCGCCUGAAACGUAACAAACUCAGCGUGUGUCAAAGGUAAUCGGCUCAUACUUACCCGUGCCAUAUGCACACAUUUUUAUAGGUCACUGCAAAAAUUGUGUGUUGCCAGAAAACGUUCGCUGAGCAUUUUUGGUCGCCUUACAAAGAUAAUAGGCGUUUUAAAAAAUGCAGAACUGAAAUUUAGAUUUACAUAUACAGUAUAGAAGCUUUGAAACACGUUUAGUUAUGUUAUUUCGGCACGUCUAUGUAUAAAGAAUAUUAAAAUAUAUAUUUAUUGUAUGUAUAGAAGGACAUGAAAAAUGUUUUGUAAAUAUAAAAAACCUCGUUUAACAAGCUGGAGUUAGACCAAAGUGUUUUGAUGACUUUGCGAAGGAGAGAUGUAAAAUAGACGGAGCAAAGUUAUCAACGCAAUAAAAGGCGGCAAAGUCGUGAACUAUUGUGUAAGCGUUUUUUGAUUCUAAUAUUUUGUUUAAGUAUUCCCAUUUUUUCUAAAUUUCUACUUCGGAUCUCUAAAUAACGCUUGCUUGAAAUUAAUCUCAACGGUAAUUUUACAUUCCAGAGACAUUUAUUAUAAGACCACUUAUUAGUUGCAACAUAUUUUAUUAUCUAUAGGUUAAGGAUAUUGCCUAUCGUGAUUAUGUAAAGCAUUGAGGGCUUUAUUAUUUGAUAAUAUAAUACAACUUCUAUUCAGGCCAUAGUUAGACAUUCUGAGUAUAAUUCCAAGAGUAUUUUAUUGUAUAAAAAUAAUUAUGUUUUCCUUUCCAUCAUUAUAAUGUUGGAAAGAGAUAGCAUGAUAGAUAAGAUUAUUAUAGUAUAGUUAUUUAUCUUAGGAGGAAAAGUAUAGUACUGUUCAUGCCAAUGUAUUUAGUAUAGGUUUCUUUAGAUUUAGUUCUAAAUAACCUAGCCUAGCUAAGAAUAAUGACAACGAGACUAACAAAUAGAAUAGUUAGUGUUAAGAGUAGAUGAUUUACAUGAUAAGGUGGAAAAUAUAUUUUUUUUCUUAAA